UCAUGGUGUUAGAAAUAGUGACUUCUGUGGGGCUAUUGUUUGUGGGUAUUGCCGUUUUGGUCAUAAUUCAUUUAUGUAUAGCUGGGAGCACACUUCGGGUGACUCAAGAAACCAAUGACAGUAGUAGUGGGGUGCAAAAGAGUAGAACCAUGUCAGAAGAUGAUAUAAAGAAGCUGCCAUGGUAUGCGUUCAUGAUGGAUCAAGGCGACAAUGCAGAGGAGGCGAGGAAAGUUGAGUGUUCAGUGUGUUUGGAGAGUUUCAAGGGUGGUGAUAAGUGCAGAUUGUUGCCAAAUUGUAAACAUAGUUUUCAUGUUACAUGUAUUGAUUCAUGGCUCAUCAAAAAUGCUGUUUGUCCGGUAUGUAGAGCUUGUGUUGAUUUGGUGACUCGUGGAGGAGAAAACAGAUUUUCUGGUGAUAUUUCCUUGGAGACGUCUUUGAGAUGAAGCUGGUCAAACCCUAAGUGGAACGUGAUGAGGGUGGCCUUGUCUUUAUAGUUUAGAAGGUCUAGAGUUUAUGAAGAUCCACUUUAUUGCUAUGUCAAAAGCAUUAUUUGAAGUGCAAUUUCUACUACGGAGUACGAAGGAAGAAAAAGAUUAGAGGUGAGACAGGAUGGGUUUUUUUUUUCCUUUAGUUUUUUUCCUUUCCAUAGGUUACAUGUUGAAAUGAAACUUACUAAAAAAAGAUAAAUUAGUUCCCUUAUAUGCUAUAUAAC
Erigeron canadensis is the source of this 712-nucleotide messenger RNA. Its product is annotated as RING-H2 finger protein ATL16-like. Lineage: Eukaryota; Viridiplantae; Streptophyta; Magnoliopsida; Asterales; Asteraceae. The coding region runs from base 3 to 443 and encodes 146 amino acids. The record is from RefSeq and is a predicted model, not a curated record. The transcript has a single exon.